AUGACAAGGGCGGCAUGCGAGCGCAUGGCACCUCCCCACCCGCACAAAAUCAGACAAAAAAGAAAGAGGCAUAAAAAGGGAUUCACCACCAUUUUGCGCCGCGUUGGGCAUGCGGCACCUAACCCUCUGCCUCCAUUUCUGCCGCGCAGCAGCCGCAGCAGAAGGGGCGUUCGCUCAGUCCUCAUCAUCGCCGUCAAGGACGGCGAACACGUGCUGGUUGUCGUCGAGCAAAUCACGGACGCGGGCCUCGGGGUCGCAGGUGAUGCCGCCCUCUUUUUGGAUGCAGUUCGGCGACCCGUACUUGCGCCCGAAGGAGGCGUCGUAGUGAACCAUGGCUGCGUUGCCGAGCCAAAUUACAUCCUGCGUGCCGUCACCGCACUCCAGCGCAAUGACCUUCUCCCGCACAUGCACGUAGAUACGCAUCGUCACUAA
Molecule: messenger RNA, 432 nt
Organism: Trypanosoma rangeli
Lineage: Eukaryota; Euglenozoa; Kinetoplastea; Trypanosomatida; Trypanosomatidae
Exons: 1
Coding region: 1-432 (143 amino acids)
Source: RefSeq, a predicted model, not a curated record